Molecule: messenger RNA, 823 nt
Organism: Prunus persica (peach)
Lineage: Eukaryota; Viridiplantae; Streptophyta; Magnoliopsida; Rosales; Rosaceae
Product: superoxide dismutase [Cu-Zn] 2
Exons: 7
Coding region: 72-542 (156 amino acids)
Biological process (GO): removal of superoxide radicals
Molecular function (GO): copper ion binding; superoxide dismutase activity
Source: RefSeq, a predicted model, not a curated record
CUCUAGACAUAUAGAUUACGCAGGAGUCGAGUCGAGAAGACAGGAAACUCGUGAAAUAGGAGGCAGAGGACAUGGGUAGUGUGAAAGCAGUUGCUCUUAUCACCGGAGAUUCCAAAGUCCGAGGCUCUCUUCAUUUCGUUCAGGAUACCAGCGGGCCUACACAAGUAAAAGGGAGAAUUACUGGGCUCUCUCCGGGCCUUCAUGGUUUCCAUAUUCACGCUCUUGGUGAUACCUCCAAUGGUUGCAAUUCCACUGGACCUCAUUUUAAUCCAUUGAAGAAGGACCAUGGAGCUCCUUCAGAUAAGGAGCGUCACGCAGGUGAUUUGGGUAACGUUGUUGCAGGCCCAGAUGGAGUUGCUGAGGUUUCUCUUAAGGACUGGCAGAUUCCACUAAGCGGACCUCAUUCCAUUCUUGGGAGGGCAGUUGUAGUGCAUGCUGAUCCUGAUGAUCUUGGCAAAGGUGGACAUGAACUCAGCAAGACUACUGGGAAUGCAGGAGCAAGAGUUGGAUGUGGUAUCAUUGGCCUUAAGUCAUCUGUUUAGAGAGAAUUGCUUAUUGGGCAGUUACACAACCUAAUAAAUGUGGUUUAGUCCUCUCUCUUUCCAUAUGUGUUCAGUGUUCUAUAAUCUUGUAAUAAUACUAUUAUAUUGGUAUAGGAAUGCUUUACUUGGAAAAUUAAUGCUUGCUUCUUCGUUAAGUUCGGUUUUGAGAAAACCAUUCUUUCCCUCUUGAGUGCGCUUUUUUGCUUAGUAAACUGGCAAAACUAUCAAUGUAGACCAACUUGAAAGUUCUGUUUGUUAUACAAGUAACUUAGAAAAGUAAA